This is a messenger RNA of Salvia splendens (bonfire salvia), 1280 nucleotides long. Its product is annotated as origin of replication complex subunit 2. Gene Ontology annotation, biological process: DNA replication. Gene Ontology annotation, cellular component: nucleus; nuclear origin of replication recognition complex. Lineage: Eukaryota; Viridiplantae; Streptophyta; Magnoliopsida; Lamiales; Lamiaceae. Bases 615 to 1280 code for a protein of 221 amino acids. The record is from RefSeq and is a predicted model, not a curated record. Gene Ontology annotation, molecular function: DNA replication origin binding. The transcript has 6 exons.
CUCCGACGAAAAAAAAACAUUUCGUCACCAUUAAUUAUUGGCCCAAAACUUAAUUAUUUCUCCACCUUAUAUCUCCAAUUUAAUUAAGACCCCAACUAAAAGAAGACCUUAACUUUAAAUAGAUCAUCCAAUUAAUCUAUUAAGCUCAAUUUCCUUAAAUAAAGCAAAGGCACAAUUUUUAAAUGAAUCAAAAGAGGUCCAACACUCCACCAUCUCCACACCUCUCUCUCUAUCUCUCUCUCUUCUAUCUCCGUCAGAAUCGAAGAGGCUCUCAACACCACCGAUAACCCAAUCACCGUCACCUACGGCGGCGAAUCAUACCCGAUCGCCGCCCGCGCCGUCGCGUUGACUGCUGUUCGCCGCUGACGUUGCUCGACAUCGCCGCUGAUGUCACGACGCUGUCGGUGCAGCCACCGAUUUACCGGAAGAGCUGCUGCUGUUGGGGCGCGUACACGCCGUCGCGCCGCUGAACCCCGCUACUGUCGCUGCCGGGUCAGGCCCGAUUAACUCCGAUUUCGCCCCGAUUUACCCCGAAACGUCUCGGAACUAACCCGUUCAGCCCCGAAAGACUCCGACCCCACGAAAAGGUUACAGUUACAUUAGCUGAACUUCUGAUGGAGCAAUUGAAAACCCAAAGGAAAUUGGAAAAUCAUCCUAAGAACCAGCAACCAUUUCAUACCCAAUCUAUGGAUGACCUUAUUUCAUUUCUCGAUGGCCCACAUUUGGACGAUGGUGAAUCUUUUGUUUGUGCUGUAGUAAACAACAUUGACGGGCCUGCUUUGCGUGAUUCAGAGUCUCAACAAUAUCUCGCCAGACUAGCAGCUUCCACUGAUCAUGUGAAUGCACCUUUAUUAUGGAACAAGAAAAUGGUACACAAGGAAUGCAAAUGGUAUGGGUACCUUGUUCCUACCUAUGCACCAUACAAGGUGGAAGGAAUAUUCUUUUCUCUAAUCCUGGCUCACAGUGGCAGUGCACAAACUGUGAAGACAGCUUCAAUAGUUUUACAGAGUAUCACACCAAAUGCUCAAAAUGUGUUCAAAGUUGUUGCUGACCAUCAGCUAGCUAAUCCUGAUGGAGAAGGAAUGCCAUUGAACAAUUUAUACACAGUAUGUCGAGAGCGUUUUCUAGUGAGUAGCCAAAUUACUCUAAAUGCUCAUCUCACAGAAUUCAAGGAUCAUGAAUUGGUGAAGACGAGAAGAAACUCAGAUGGCGAAGACUGCUUGUAUAUUCCUGUUUCGAGCGACGCCCUUCAGAAGCUUAUACAUGAGAUCAGCCAAUAG